Solanum verrucosum is the source of this 1641-nucleotide messenger RNA. Its product is annotated as formamidopyrimidine-DNA glycosylase. The transcript has 10 exons. Gene Ontology annotation, molecular function: oxidized purine nucleobase lesion DNA N-glycosylase activity; zinc ion binding; damaged DNA binding. The record is from RefSeq and is a predicted model, not a curated record. Gene Ontology annotation, cellular component: nucleus. Gene Ontology annotation, biological process: base-excision repair. Bases 88 to 1383 code for a protein of 431 amino acids. NCBI's taxonomy places the organism in Eukaryota, Viridiplantae, Streptophyta, Magnoliopsida, Solanales, Solanaceae.
ACCCUUCUCCCCUGCGUGACAAAACCCUAGGGAGACAAAGCGCGCGAAACUCCAUCAGUUUCCUCAGAAACUCAGCUAAGCUCGAAAAUGCCAGAGCUUCCAGAGGUAGAGGCAGCUCGACGAGCCAUCGAGGACAACUGCAUUGGCAAGAAAAUUGUGAAAGCUAUCAUCGCCGACGAUCCCAAGGUCAUCGACGGCGUGUCUCCUGUGGAUUUCAAGGCAUCUCUUGAGGGAAAAACUAUCGUAGCUGCAAAUCGCAAAGGGAAAAACAUGUGGAUUGAGCUCGAUUCCCCUCCUUUUCCUACUUUCCAGUUCGGAAUGGCGGGUGCUAUAUAUAUCAAGGGAGUUGCAGUUACAAAAUAUAAACGGUCUGCGGUAAAAGAUGAUGAUGAGUGGCCUUCCAAGUAUUCAAAGGUUUUCCUUGAGUUGGAUGAUGGUCUGGAGCUUUCAUUUACGGAUAAGAGGCGGUUUGCCAGGGUUCGCUCAUUGGAGGAUCCGGUUUCUGUUCCUCCAAUAUCUGAGCUUGGUCCUGAUGCACUGUUGGAGCCGAUGACUGUAGACGAGUUCUAUAAAGCUUUGAGUAAGAAGAAGAUUGGCAUUAAGGCAUUACUACUUGACCAGAGUUUUAUUUCAGGAAUUGGCAACUGGAUUGCGGAUGAAGUGUUAUAUCAGGCAAGAAUCCAUCCUAUGCAGUCUGCUUCAAGCAUAUCCAAAGAGGACUGUGCAACAUUGCUGAAGUGCAUCAACGAGGUCAUCAAAAAAGCUGUGGAAGUUGGGGCAGAUAGUAGUCAGUAUCCUACUAAUUGGAUUUUCCAUUCCCGGGAAAAGAAACCUGGCAAGGCCUUUGUUGAUGGGAAGAAAAUAGAAUUCAUCACGGCAGGUGGCAGGACAUCAGCCUUUGUUCCAGAGCUACAAAAGAAUACGGGGGCUGAAUCUGCAAAAGCGGCAGGUAAACGGCAACAGGUCAAAGUUCAGAAAAUCAAGCAUAACGAUAGUGAUAGUCAAGAUGAAGAGCCAGAAAUUGAAGAGACAGCAGCUGGGAAGUCAAAGGUGAAGCAGCGUGGGACAAAUACUAAGAGAGCUUCUACUAACAAGAAGUCAAAAGAAAGCUACAGUGACGAUGAAAAUGAUAGUGAUGAAGCUCCAAAGAAAUCUGGAAAAGCAAAACAAAACAAAAGCUCCAAGGGAAAAGGUGGUGAUCAAAAGAAUAAAACUAGAGGAACAAAGACGGCUGCAAAAAGAAAACUAGAGGAAAGUGAUGAUGAGGAAGACACCGACGAUAAUGAUGCUAGUGGGGAUGAUGAUGAUAGUGAACAGGACAAGGAUCAAAAGCUUUCUAGUAAAACACAAUCAAAGGGGAAGAACCACCAAGCAAAUGGCUGAACCAAGGCAGACUAGGAACAAGCCGUCCAAGAAGCAGAAAUAACUUAUCAUCCAAGUAUCAGGUUUGCGAUUUUGUCAACUUAAAGGAAGUGGCAACAGUUAUGCUUUGUGUUCGGACUACAAGUUUGUAAUCGCCCGUGAAUAGUUACUAAAACAGUACGAUGACAUGACUGUUAAUAUUUCACCAACGGUUUAGGCUAAGGUUCACUGUGGGAUGUAUGAUGCAAACUUCUGAACUAUCCUUAGGAAAACAUUAAU